GAGUAAAGAAACAUCUUCCGUGGUUAAAGUUCAAGAACAUGGCGGCCUCAGUGAAGAUGCUCAAUGUUAUUUAGCCAUGCUGGAAUCUGUUACUUGUGCUUUAUUCAUUCAUUCAUUCCUUCAGGUUUUAACUGUAUAGACGCUUACCCUUAAUCAUAACUAGAUAUUCUUCAACAUGUUGCGGGCUUUAUCGAGGUGUCAUGAUCCUGUAGUCCGUCUUCUCGCUCCUCGCUCUACUGUUUUGGUCGAAACUGUCAGGGGAAGAAAAUCUCGCACAGACCCCAAAGCGAAGUCAAAAUUGGGCCGGAUCAAGACUCCCCCUCCCGUGGAUCCAGUGGAAAUGGUUGUACUAAAGGAGCGUUUCACUGAGUACAAUUUGAUCCUAAGAGCCCUGCGACUUGAGUUCAAGGAGCAGGUGUUGAGGAAGAAAUAUGAAGAUGAGGUUGGUUCCGCCGCAGAGGAGAGAGCUAAAAGAGAGGCUGAAGAGCAUCGGUCACUAAUGGCCUGGAAUGAUGCUGAAAACCUCAGAUUACGUAAAAUACGAGAGCAGCGUGUGCAGAAGGAGGCUGAGGAAGCGGAAAUGAAAAGGAGAGAAGCAGUCCUUUUACGCCAGCAAGAGUUGGAGAACUACAUUAAAGAGAAAGAAAGACAAAUUCUUCAACUACAGGAAGAGGCAAAGGACUUCAUCACACUGGGUAAUCUAGAUCAGCGGAUUGAAGAGGCUCUUGACAACCCGAAAAACUACAAUUUUGCCAUCGAUAAAGAAGGACGUAUUGUCAAACGGACUGCGUUUCAGUGAUAAAAACACAAUUAGAAGAACAAAAAUACCUAUGUAAAUAAAAUAUAUACUGUCAGUGUCAUGGUUUAAGCUGUUUGUUUGGAUAAAAAAAAAGUUUUUUCUCAAAAUUGAUUCACAUGAGUUCUUUGUCUUCUGACACUUUAUGAGAGAGUCAGUGGAUGUAGUGAGUGAUAUCUUUCUGUGUGUGUACUGUGUGAGGAACUCAUUUUCAAAAUGUCUCAAAUAUACUUGUCUCUUGGAACUGAUUUGUUAAGAUGGUGUUCAUUAAUUAAAACAGUUCAUACAGUAAA
Molecule: messenger RNA, 1089 nt
Organism: Megalobrama amblycephala (Wuchang bream)
Lineage: Eukaryota; Metazoa; Chordata; Actinopteri; Cypriniformes; Xenocyprididae
Gene: mrps26
Product: mitochondrial ribosomal protein S26
Exons: 4
Coding region: 176-799 (207 amino acids)
Cellular component (GO): mitochondrial small ribosomal subunit
Source: RefSeq, a predicted model, not a curated record